Ceraceosorus bombacis is the source of this 870-nucleotide messenger RNA. The record is from the annotation of a GenBank genome assembly. NCBI's taxonomy places the organism in Eukaryota, Fungi, Basidiomycota, Exobasidiomycetes, Ceraceosorales, Ceraceosoraceae.
AUGAUAGCUUCUCCGAUUGCAGGCGCGCCCUGGCCUGCUCCCACCCCUUCGGCUAACGGCACCGCCGUGGCCGCCGGCUCGACUUCUGCCCAUUCUGCGCUGACUUCAGAGGGUGGCGGGCCAUCCGGAGCAAAGUCACCUCCGCCUCUAUCGCUGCUAGUGGUCGGGGUAGCAUCCAAGAAUGGCUUCAAAGGUAAAGGCGCGAGCGAAGAUCUCAAUUUGGCUUUGGCACCUUCUCGAGAUCGACCGAUCAACACGAAUGCGAGCAUAGGGUCAGAGGCAAAGUCGCAGGAGCCGAGUGGCUUGCAAAGCCUGGACCAGAAUCCGUCUCUGAUCGAAGGCAUCUUGCCCGCUGUGCUCCAGCUGCAGCAGAGGCUGGCACAAGGAGCCAAAGCUGGCCCCUACGCGUUGUGGGAGAAGCCAGCAGAGGUGCAGGAUGGAUCGCUUCAUGGGGAGGAGGCAGCGGCAUCGCAAGGAAUCCCCAUGAGGAAUCCGGGGGGCUCGGGCUCUGGGUGGGCACUUGGAGCUACGGACGACGAUGCUAUGGCAUACGCGGCAGACGAAGCACUCUUAUCGAAUCUCAGAGCUAAAGUGCCAACGCAGCUCAAUAAGGACAUAGUCGCGGACAGACGAGUCCUGGAGGGGAUGUAUGCCAGGGCACGAGCCGCGGUCAGAGCUCUACCUCCACAGCCGGCGAGGUCUCUCGCGGAGACGAAGCACCUCGAGGACAACACCUCGGGCGAUCAAAGCGAGGAGACGACCGCACAAGAAGCUCGAGAGCUGACGGAGGCGCUAGAAGCAUACGAGGAAGCGCUGAGAAGGGCGGCGCAACACCUUGCCCGGGUCGAAUGGAAGAACGACAGGCAGUAA